Molecule: messenger RNA, 742 nt
Organism: Cucurbita maxima (winter squash)
Lineage: Eukaryota; Viridiplantae; Streptophyta; Magnoliopsida; Cucurbitales; Cucurbitaceae
Exons: 1
Coding region: 185-544 (119 amino acids)
Source: RefSeq, a predicted model, not a curated record
UUUGAACCAUGGUCAAAGAAUUUGGUCAUUCUUUUGUUCAAUUCGGCUCUUACAAAGAUUAUCAAAGGGCUUUCAAUUCCACCUCCUAUUUGCACAAGUCCAUUCUCAUUGAAUUUUUGGUGCGAGGAAGGGAGCGAGCUCUUCGAGUGCAUCGAACCUCAAAGUCUCGGAUCUUCAAUCUUCCAUGGCGGAUUUCAAAUCAAACUCAUAUACGGAUGGGAGAAUGCAGAUUGAGAGCUACAAUGGAAACGAAGCGAGAGGACCUAAUGUUUCCGGCGGAGAUUUUCGUAGUUACAGUGCUUCUUAUGCUUCGUCUGCAAACCCUAAUCAAACGCAGAUGAGCAACGAUUUGAAGCUCAAGAAAGGGAAAUCGACGAACGGAUUUUCGUCGAAGAGUUGGAGUUUCAACGAUCCAGAGAUUCAGAGAAAGAAAAGGGUUGCUAGCUACAAGGUUUAUUCUGUGGAAGGCAAAGUCAAAGGAUCUCUAAGAAAGAGCUUCAGAUGGUUCAAAGAACGAUGCUCUCGUGUUGUGUUUGGAUGGUAGCAAGCGGCUUAAAUUGGUACCAGAAUUUUCCUCCACACUCUUUGUUGCUUAAUUGUUAGCUUACAGUUCUGAAAUCCAUUCAUUUGUUUCGUUAUAUUAUGGUUUAUGAAUCUGUCUGAAUGUGUAAUUACUGCUGGAAGUACAGAAUUCUUUGUUCUCUAUGAUCUGAUAUCACUUGUUUGAGUGUUCCUGCUGAAA